CGGAAAUGGUCCGUCCUUGUUUUUAUUCCGCCCGCCUGCAGCUGUUGGCGAGGCUUGGCAUUUUCGUUUCUCGUAUUUCAAGGGUGAGUGGAGAAUGGAUGCGCUUGAUCAUAUGCUCACGGAUCCCCUGGAGUCUGGGGUGGGCAGAGGUGGGCGCAUCAUGGAGGAGUGCAUGCUGGGAAACAGCCGAGUCAGCCUGCCGGAGGACCUUCUGGAGGAUCCGGAGAUCUUCUUCUCGGUGCUGAGUGAGAGCACGUGGUCCAGCGUGCUGACGGACGCCCAGAGGCAGCGACUCCGCCAGUUCCUCCCUCAGUUCCCCGACAACUCCACCGCCCAGCAGGACGCUGUCAUCAGCGACCUCUUCAACAACCAGAACUUCCGCUUCGGAAACCCCCUGCACCUAGCGCAGAAACUAUUCCGAGAUGGCUACUUUAACCCAGAAGUGGUCAAGUACAGGCAGUUGUGUGCAAAGUCUCAGAGGAAACGGCACCUGUACUCUCUGCAGCAGUACUACCAUCGGCUUCUCAAGCACAUCCUGGUGUCCAGGAAGGAUCUGCUGGAGAGGGCGAGUCGCAGCGGGCCAGACCUGGCCAUGAAGCGGAGGUACCCCUCGCCAUCCCGGGGGGAGGCCCAGGAGCAGCGGGCGCGGCGGAGGGUCUCCCGAAUCCUCAGGGAGGUGAAGAGCGAGUGCGCGGACAGCAACGUGUCCUCCGACGACGAGGAUAUGGGGUCCUGGUUCCCGGCCCCACCCUCCCCCUCCUCCCCUACGCCCACAGUCUCACUCAGGGUCCUUCCCAGCCUCUCCACCCCGGACAUGAAGAUGACAGAGAAACCAGACCUCGGGGAGAAGGAGAUGAGAGCCCUACUGAGGAGGCACAGGGAGAAGAGGAAGCGGCAGCCGGAUCAUCCGGACCUGAUGACCUCUGACCUCCACCUGGGUGACAUCAUGUCCAGAGUGAAUGUCGGGCGAAAGGGUUCGAUCAUGGCCCUGUUUGACCUCGCUCUGCCCAAGAAGAAGCUGAGGGAGGAGAAGAGGAAGAAGAAGAUGAGGCCCAUCAAGAUGGAACCGGAGGAGCCCUGCGACGUUCUGACGCCCUCCGAGGCCCCGCCCCCCAGCGCUGCUGUCACCGCUGCCGUGCCGGAGGCCCCGCCCCUUCCGCUGCCCAGCGUCAAAGAGGAGCCAAUUGAGGAAGCGCAGAACAGCCCGGUUCAGGUGGAGGAGAUCGCCAUCAGCUUCUUCAACCUGCUGGAGGACAUCUUGGGGCUUGAGGGGCUCGCCAGCACAGCCACGCUGGAGGAGAAGGUGCAGCAGUGGCAGGCCUCUCCUGCCAGCACCCUCAACCCAUGGUUCUCCGCCGCCCCCUGCUGGUCUGAGCUGGUACUGCCCGCCCUCCAGUUCCUGGCAGGAGAGAGCAAGCCUGGCAUGAUGUCCCUCCCCAGUGGGUUUUCACCGCUGGUGGAGUUGAGGGAGCGCCCUCAGCAGUGGAAAUGGAUCAACCACGGCCAGGACGGAGAGAAGGACCUGAGCGAGCUCUGUCAGCACUGGCUGGAGUCAAAGGACCAGGUGGUUGUCAAGCAGGAGAACGAGGAACCGGCUGAGCUGACUCCUCCCACUCCCAGAGUAUGGACAGACUAUGUGGUGAGGCCCAGCACGGGGGAGGAGAGGCAUGUCUUUCAGGAACAGGAACAGCAGCGUUACGACCAGCCCCACAAGGCCUUCACCUUCCGCAUGCACGGGUUCGAGUCGGUGGUGGGGCCAGUCAAGGGCGUGUUCGACAAGGAGACGUCCCUCAACAAGGCCCGCGAGCACUCCCUGCUGCGCUCGGACCGUCCUGCGUACGUGACCAUCCUGUCUCUGGUGCGUGAUGCGGCCGCCCGGCUGCCCAAUGGCGAGGGGACACGGGCGGAGAUCUGCGAGCUGCUGAAGGACUCCCAGUUCCUGGCGCCUGAUGUCACCAGCGCUCAGGUGAACACGGUGGUGAGUGGUGCUCUGGACAGGCUGCACUAUGAGAAGGACCCCUGUGUGAAAUACGACAUCGGCCGCAAGCUGUGGAUCUACCUGCACCGCAACCGCAGCCAGGAGGAGUUCGAGAGGAUCCAUCAGGCCCAGGCAGCCGCUGCUAAGGCUAAGAAAGCACUACAACAGAAGCCCAAACCAGCACUGAAGCCUAAGUCUAGCAGCAAAGAGGGCGGAGGGAAGACCCCUGGGGCCUGUGAGCCUGGGCAGAUCGUCUUGGGCGACGGAAGCACCAUAGUGACCACCACCAUGCCAGCCACGCCAACCACCCCCACCGCCAGCACCCCCGGCACGCCCAAAUCCCCCCUGGCCCCGGCCAUCGGGACCCCCACCAAAACCGGCGUUCCUGACCCCAUGAAACCUACCCCCAGUGUCCUCCUGGUGUCCCCGCCCUCCAUGCCCCAGCUGGGCACCCUCCUCUCUGCCAGUCAAUCGGCCUCCCAGGCCUCCCAACCGGCCACCUCACAGCCUGGGACUCGAGUAGUGGCCCACCCAGGGACGGGCCCUCUUCCCCAGGUGCGCGUGGUGACUGCACAGCCCGGCCUGGCCCCCUCCCCAGGGAGCCAGCAGGCCACGCUGGUGCACCAGGCCUCCCACCAAAUCCGUGUCCCGGUGACCGGGGGGCACAGCAAGGGCAUCACUCAGACGGUGGUGACCCUGCCCCUGAGGACCCAGUCUGGGGGCAGUCCUGUGCAGGUGCAGGCUGCCCGGGCUCAGAGCGGCCUCACCGUGACGGCUCUGGCGCCCGCCGUCACCGUGUCCAAGCCCCAGACCAGCUCCCCCGGGAGCCCCGCCCACAACCCCGCCUCCCCUGCCGUCCUGCAGGGCGUCACCAGCCAGAACAUCAUCAAGCAGGUGGCCAUCACGGGGCAGCUGGGCGUGAAGUCCCAGGGGGGCGGGGGCAUCCCGCUCACCGCCACCAACCUGCGCAUCCAGGGCAAGGACGUCCUGCGUCUGCCCCCGUCCUCCAUCACCACGGACGCCAAGGGCCAGACGGUGCUGCGCAUCACCCCGGACAUGAUGGCCACCCUCACCAAGUCUCCCGUCACCACCGUCAAGCUCACGCCCGACAUGCUCAGCGCGGCCACAGGGGGCGCCAAAGGCAUCUCCGCCACCCUGCACGUCACGCCCUCCCACCCCUCCUCGCCCUCGUCCUCCUGCCCCGUCCCUGACGCCGGGGUCCUCAAACCCGGCUCCUCGCUGGUGAAGGUCCACCCGGAGCUGAAGACGACGGCGGGCGAGGCCGCCAUCCGCCUCAUGCCCGCGCUGGCGGUCUCCGUGGCCGACCAGAAGGCCCGGCCCUUCUCCACCGCCGUCGCCACGGCGUCCGAUUCCAAGUCGGCCGCCACCAUCCGCAUCAUGCCUGGGCUGGGCGUCAUCCCGUCCAAACAGGGCCAGGCCAUCACCGUGACGACCGCCGCCGGCACCAAACCCAUCGUGGCCUCCUCGGCCGGGGGCGCUGUCACCAUAGCGACCAGCGCGAUGGCGGGGGCCAAGGGCAUCACCAUGGGGCCCGCCGUCUCGGCCUCGUCCCUCUCUUUGGGGAGCGGCACAGCCACAGUCCGCCAGGUCCCCGUUACCGCCACAGUGGUGUCCACUCAGCCGGGUAAGCUCCCAGCCCGGAUCACUGUGCCCCUCUCUGUGCUCAGCCAGCCAUUGAAGAGUAAGAGCGUCAUGACGACCCCGAUCCUGAAAGGGAACAUCAGCACCAAUAUCAGCAGCCUGGGCCGGAACAUCAUCCUCACCACCAUGCCGGCCGGAACCAAGCUGAUCGCUGGGAACAAGCCGGUCAGCUUCGUCACGGCACAGCAGCUCCAACAGCUUCAGCAGCAGGGCCAGGCCACUCAGGUGCGGAUCCAGACGGUCCCGGCCCAGCAGCUGCAGCAGCGCACGGCCCCGGGCUCGCCCAAACCCGUGUCCACCGUGGUCGUCACGACGGCCCCCUCCCCGAAGCGGACCCCUGACCCCCAGUGACACCCCUGUCCCUGCACAACCCUCCUCCCCAGAGACGCUCUCUCCGUGGGCCGCAACCCAAACUCCUGUCCCAGCGUCAUAGCGGGUCCUGAAACCUCCAGGAGACGCACACCUACACCCUGCUGUGGACUGGGACUACCACAGCGCCUGGCCUGUUUCAGCGACCGUCUUAAAGGGCACCAUCGGCUCUGUGUGUCCUCAAGUAGAUACGCAUUUGCACUGUAUGUAAAAAAUAACUGCUGUAUCUACUUUAAAGAGACAUUGUUUGUUUAAAUGGUUCCUUCAAAUUUUUCUGUCGUUUCGCUUUGUAUCAUAUAAGGUUGUUCAUGUUGGUCAUUUCUACCAGGAAGAUGGAAGAGCAAUUGCCCUAUAUAUCAAAGUCUUGUGUGCUGGUGUCAAUUCUUGAUGUGGCAAAUGAGGGGUUGGUAAUCUUUCUUCAUUGUUUGGAUACAGUAGCCAUCUGAGAAUUAGUGAUUGGGUUGAUCGUCUGUUACCAAGUUGCCGGUGGAUAACUGAACUGCAGUGUCCUGCAUUUCACAUGUAAACUGUCGGGUCUGUUGCUGUUGUUCGUUGCUGAGUUGACAUAUCGUGCUCGUAUGAUACUCAAUAGGACAAAUUGUGUUCCGAUGUCAAUAAAAAUCCAUUUUUUUCAGUCAGCAAAA
Molecule: messenger RNA, 4653 nt
Organism: Conger conger (European conger)
Lineage: Eukaryota; Metazoa; Chordata; Actinopteri; Anguilliformes; Congridae
Gene: nfrkb
Product: nuclear factor related to kappaB binding protein
Exons: 26
Coding region: 95-3991 (1298 amino acids)
Cellular component (GO): Ino80 complex
Molecular function (GO): protease binding
Source: RefSeq, a predicted model, not a curated record